Molecule: messenger RNA, 599 nt
Organism: Colossoma macropomum (tambaqui)
Lineage: Eukaryota; Metazoa; Chordata; Actinopteri; Characiformes; Serrasalmidae
Gene: ndufc2
Product: NADH:ubiquinone oxidoreductase subunit C2
Exons: 3
Coding region: 107-439 (110 amino acids)
Biological process (GO): mitochondrial electron transport, NADH to ubiquinone
Cellular component (GO): mitochondrial inner membrane
Source: RefSeq, a predicted model, not a curated record
UAUGCGCUGCGUUUCCCCCUAAACAUUGCCCUUGGUUUGAGAGGUGAUGUGCUAGCGGGCUAAAACUGCACUUCGACAGGGAGAAUCUCUCAUUUAAUCCGCGGAAAUGGGGCUUCUCCCCGACGAGGCAAAGGUUCUCCCUCCUCCUGGGAUCAUAAACAGAAACUCAGUGUGGCUCGGUCUUUCAGGCUGGCUCGCAGCGAUGCUGCACAACAGCUUCAACCGAAGGCCUGCGCUGAAAGCUGGUGUGCACCGACAAGCGUUGUUCAUGACAGUUGGCUGGUUCAUUGGCUACCAUUUAACAAAGUAUGAAAACUACACGUAUGCUCGGUUGGACAGAGACAUGAACGAAUACAUCCGACUACAUCAAGAGGAGUUUGCAGAGAAAGAAAAGAAGACAUUUGCAGAGAUUGUGGAGCCAUUUCACCCCAUCCGUUGAGUGGAGAUGGUUGUCACUUGACAAAUUUGAAGAAUAAUCAAGAAGUUUGCAUGUCGAGCUCCAUCUGACUCUUGAUACUGUGUUGAAACUUCCUAAAAUAACAGUGUAUAUGAGUUCUUGAAUAUGUUUCUAAUAUUUGAUUAAACAAUUUAAAAAUGCA